GAAACGAAUAACUGUUGCGCUCGGCUCUCUCACCGCUUGGACGCAUUCUGGGACAGCACAAAUCUGCGCUUGUUGGAAACACCUGCACACUCCCAGACUUUCUAUUUCCCGAGUUAACGGGCCAGGUACAAGAAUUAAAGUUUCACUCUGCGGUUAUUUUUCGCUUGAGUUGUAAUAAUGUUAGGCAGCGGCAAGUCAGCUACCAGCAGUCCGAAAGAGCAGAGGAAGAAAGGGGCCGAGAAGCCCAUAGACCCCAUCAGGAGGCUCGGGCUGCUGGACAACGAGGAUGUUCGUGUGAUGAUGCAGGGCUGCAGCAUGGUGAAGGUUCGCUCUUCGAGGUGGCAGAAGAGUCGAAACAUGCGACUGAUGGAUGACGGACUCACCGUGUGGUGUGAAUCCACAAAGAGUUCCCGCAAAGCCAAAGCCCAGCAGACAUUCGCAGUGACUGAAGUGGAGUGUGUGCGUGAAGGCUGCAAGUCUGAGGCGCUGAGGCGACUGUCCGGGUCGGUGCCAGAGAGCCAGUGCUUCACAGUGGUCUUCAGAGGUGCCCGGAAAAGCCUGGACCUGUUGUGCCCCUGUGAGGAUGCAGCUCGGCGCUGGGUGCGAGGGCUCCGCACUUUGAAGGAGCAUGUGGCCAACAUGAGUCAGAAGCAAAAACUGGACCAUUGGAUCCGAGGCUACCUGAGGCGAGCGGAUCAGAACCAGGACGGCAAGAUGAGCUACGAUGAAGUCAAACGUCUGCUCCAGAUGAUCAACAUUGACCUGAGUGAGCAGUAUGCCCACUCUUUAUUCAAGAGGAGUGACCGAUCAGGUGAUGGCCGUCUGGAUCACGUGGAGAUUGAGGAGUUCUGCAGGGAGCUGCUGCGACGGCCCGAGCUGGAUGCCGUGUUCAGACACUAUUCAAGUAAUGGUUGUGUGCUCGCCACUGCUGAGCUGCGCGACUUCCUGGGAGACCAAGGAGAAGACGCCUCGUUGAAUCAUGCUCAGAGCCUUAUACUCACCUAUGAGCUAAAUGACUGGGCUCAGAAGAACCGCCUCAUGACCCAGAAUGGUUUCACCAUGUACAUGCUCUCCCGAGAGAAUGACGUUGUAAACCCAGACCAUGCCAGAGUGUAUCAGGAUAUGAGCCACCCUUUGGCCCACUACUUCAUCUCCUCGUCCCACAACACUUACCUUACCAAGGACCAGGUCACCAGCACCAGCAGCACUGAGCCGUACAUCAGGGCUCUGAAUCAGGGCUGUCGCUGUGUUGAGCUGGACUGCUGGGAUGGAGAUAAAGGUGAACCUGUCAUCUACCAUGGCCACACUCUCACUUCCAAAGUCCCAUUCAGUGAAGUAAUUGAAACCAUCGCCCAGUACGCCUUCAAGGCCUCCCCAUAUCCUCUAAUCCUGUCUUUGGAGAAUCACUGUUCUGUGGAGCAGCAGGCGGUCAUGGCCAAACACCUCCGUAAAAUCCUGGGCAGCAAACUGCUCACAAAGCCCCUCAGUGCCGACCCGCCGAAAGAUUUGCCUUCUCCUGAGGAGCUGAGGGGGCGGAUUCUGGUAAAAGCGAAGAAGCUGAUCCCUCACCUGGGUCAGCUGGGUAAGAAUGGCAGCUGUGCCAGCUUCUCCUCGAGUUCUGAAGAUGAAGUAGCAAGCAGCAAUAAGAAGGAUCCUGCAAAGGUCUGUUCUAAACUGAGCCCAGAGCUAUCAGAGCUGGUGGUGUACUGCAGAAGUGUCCCCUUUCGUGGCUUUGAAAAUGCACCUGAAAAACCUUCAAAUGAAAUGUCUUCCUUCUCUGAAAGUGAUGCCCUCAAGCUCAUCAAAGACUCGGGAAAGCUUUUUGUGAGACACAACAGCAGGCAGCUGAGCCGGAUCUACCCCUCUGGCCAGCGCCUCGGAUCAUCCAACUAUGAUCCUCAGGAAAUGUGGAACGGAGGCUGCCAGAUGGUGGCUCUUAACUUCCAAACGCCCGGGGAGCAGAUGGACCUGAACCUGGGCCGCUUCAUGCCUAAUGGUCGCUGUGGAUACGUUCUUAAACCGGCUUUUCUGUGUAGCCCCACUUCCGACUUUAACCCAGAGAACACAGGAGGAGGCCCUGGUCACACCCCCACCCAGCUGACAAUACGAAUCAUAUCUGCGCAGCAACUUCCAAAAAUUGACACAGAGAAGGUUAGCGCCAUUGUGGACCCACAAGUAUGGGUGGAGAUUCACGGGGUGUCAAUUGAUAAAUCAAGAAAGAAAACCCAACGCAUUGACAACAAUGGUUUCAACCCACGAUGGGACUGCACUCUGAGUUUCCAGCUGCAGGUCCCUGAACUGGCCCUGGUGCGGUUUGUAGUGGAGGACCAUGACCACACUGCCAAAAAUGACUUUGUGGGGCAAUUCACUGUUCCAUUCAUCAGCCUACGAACAGGUUAUCGACAUGUUCAUUUAUUGAAGGCAGAUGGUUCCAGUCUGUCGCCCAGCACACUCUUCAUCCAUGUCAAAGUCACCCGCAAAGGAGUACCAAUCAAAACUGUGUCCGAGCGUAUGGCCAUUGCGAAAGGCAAGGCAUGACGUGCAUCUGAACUAGAUGGAAAGCUGCAUUUUCUGACAACAAAGGGCUUUGAAAAGGGGCUCUGAGUGUGAGAAGAGAGAGGCUGUCAGUGUCCCUGUCCAGACCUCAAGUGGUCCAAUUUACACUGAGCAACUGCAAGAGGAAAGAUGUCGUUUAUCAGAGAUUAAGAAGCACUCUAGCUCUUAGCAAAUGAAUUGCCUCAGGCUGGAUAAGGAUCCAUUAUACACUGUGGGAGUAUCAUGUAUUUUUUCAGGACACUGAGGAUGAUGGUCCACGAAAUAUGGGACUUGUUACAAAAUCAGUUUUAAUGUUGUUGACUCUAAUUUUAGGUGGCCAUCCCAAAAUGUGUUGGACUUAAGAUUUUUGUAGUUUUGAUUUUAGAUUUUUUUUUUACACUUAAUUGUAAAUUUUACACUUAACACCUAAUACUUAUAUAAUGAAGAUACUUAACAAGAAACAACACUUAAUUAACUUAAUGAGGGGUCUAGAAACUCGGUCACUGGGACUCCCAGCAUGUAAUUUAAAAAUGUAUCAUUUUUAACAUUUUGGAAUCAUUAUUAUAACACUAACUGAUAUAAUGCAGAUGUCAAAAAGUUUUUAGUUUGAUUGUCACAGGUUGUGCAUGAAGGUUAUUCAAAUGAUUAAUGUGUCUUACUUGAUAAUAUAGGAACUCUAGGCACUUUUAAUUUUAUGACGAUAUACAGUAUUUCCACAACUUACGAUUGAACUUGAAAUAUAAACAGUAUUAACUUUAAAUAACUUUCUUAAAAAUGUCAAUUGUUGUAUUUGCCUCUGUUCUGUUAACAAUCUUGCUGUUUUUGUUGCCAAAUGUUGUGCUACAUAAAACGUAUGGUUUAACAUGAAUUGCAAAUAGAAAAUACAAUACCAAUUACUUUGGGCUAUUGCAAAUCAUGUACAACUCAUAGAGCUUCCUUGGGAUGCAAUGUUGUAGUGAUGAGAGGUGCUGCAUAUAGAUUACUGUAAUUACAGUGCAUGUGAUCUAUAUGGAUUUCAAAAGCAUGUAACAAAUGUUGCAUUAUGCAGUGUUAAAUCAUAUGUUAUAUGAAUGGGAGUUGGUGUUAUUUAUGCAAGAGAAAAUACUGUUUUCAUAAAAGCACUAAUAAUACA
This is a messenger RNA of Eleginops maclovinus (Patagonian blennie), 3667 nucleotides long. Its product is annotated as 1-phosphatidylinositol 4,5-bisphosphate phosphodiesterase delta-3-A-like. The record is from RefSeq and is a predicted model, not a curated record. Gene Ontology annotation, biological process: phosphatidylinositol-mediated signaling; release of sequestered calcium ion into cytosol; lipid metabolic process. Gene Ontology annotation, molecular function: phosphatidylinositol-4,5-bisphosphate phospholipase C activity; calcium ion binding. The coding region runs from base 178 to 2538 and encodes 786 amino acids. NCBI's taxonomy places the organism in Eukaryota, Metazoa, Chordata, Actinopteri, Perciformes, Eleginopidae. The transcript has 15 exons.